UCCUGUUAAAAAGCCUCGAUUUAGAGAAAACUAUUGAUAAUGGAAGGUGCAAAUGAUGAAUUUUCUGAUGAAGCGUCUACAAAGAAAAGGGGGCCGCGGACUUCCCAAGAUCAACGUGAAAUAUUUGUUACUUUUGCAGAGCAAAAUCCCCAGGUUGUGGACAACAUGCACCCGCGGUACCAAAAUCUGUGGGUUGAGGUAACAAGCCUCUUGAAUGAAUGUUGUUCUGGGCCAUCCAGAUCAUCGGAAGAUUGGCAAAUAAACUUCCGGAACUGGCAUUAUAAUUUGUCCAGUAAGAGAAGAACCCUUUACAAUGACUCCAAUGAAACUGGAGGAGGCCCAUCUAAAGGAAAAAUGUCACGCUUCGAAGAACGAGCCAUCAAAAUCUGGACAAAAGCUUCAGUUACCGGAAAUCCAGUGCCACUAAGUGGAUUGGAUGACUCAAUGGAUAAUAUGGGCGAUUCAUCGUCAGGAGUUGAAGAGUCAUCUUGUUCUUCUUCAGAAACUUUGGCCAGAGAUUCUUCUGGACUACGCGGUAACAAAAGAGCUAAAAAAACAGACACUCGCGACGACGAAAUAACUAAAAUUCUUAGAUUGAUGGAAAAAAAGCAGGAGACAGACGAGGAAAAUUCAAGAAAUCUACAAAAUUUUGUGGCAAAUAUUGGGACGUUGGCAAAUGCGAUGAAAACUCUCGCCGAAAACAUUACAAAGAAAUAA
This is a messenger RNA of Phlebotomus papatasi, 717 nucleotides long. RefSeq lists its product as uncharacterized. Lineage: Eukaryota; Metazoa; Arthropoda; Insecta; Diptera; Psychodidae. The transcript has 2 exons. The coding region runs from base 40 to 717 and encodes 225 amino acids. The record is from RefSeq and is a predicted model, not a curated record.